Colletotrichum karsti is the source of this 1884-nucleotide messenger RNA. RefSeq lists its product as uncharacterized. Gene Ontology annotation, molecular function: myo-inositol:proton symporter activity. Gene Ontology annotation, biological process: transmembrane transport. NCBI's taxonomy places the organism in Eukaryota, Fungi, Ascomycota, Sordariomycetes, Glomerellales, Glomerellaceae. The record is from RefSeq and is a predicted model, not a curated record. The transcript is spliced from 5 exons. Gene Ontology annotation, cellular component: membrane. The coding region runs from base 1 to 1884 and encodes 627 amino acids.
AUGGCCAUAACCUCAGAAGACAAGACGUCGGGCACGAAUGGUGGCCUCGACAGUGUCAAGGUCACCCAUCAUGAGUCUCUGCACCAUGGAAAAGUUGAGACUGCAGAAGUCAAGAAUCCUUUGACCGGAAUACCCAAAGACAGGCUGUUGAACAACGUUGCUCGAUUCGCGGAGAGCAACGGCUUGCGCGAUGACAUCGAGUUUUUCCGAAAGGGCGCUUUGGCUGCUCAGAACCCGGGAGCCUACGAUGAUAUCGUGGAACUCACACCCGACGACCGGUCCGUACUACGAUAUGAGACUGAGAAUCGAUGGAAACAUCCCUUCGCGCUUUACUUCACUAUCGUCAUGAACUCCAUUGGCGCUGCCAUCCAAGGCUGGGACCAGACUGGUACAAACGGCGCCAAUCUUUCCUUUCCCCAAGCGUUUGGAAUAUCAGACAAGGGUCCAGCGUGUCUAGCUGAUGGUACUUGUGAGAGAAAUGCAUGGAUCAUCGGUGCUAUCAACAGCGCCCCUUACAUGGCGAUUUGUCUCUUUUCUUGCUGGUUAUCCGACCCUAUCAACGACUUGCUCGGCCGACGAGGAACCAUUUUCCUCGGUGGCUGUUUCGGCGUCAUUUCACCCAUUGGCCAGGCUUUUUGCCAGAGCUGGCAGCAGAUUCUCGCCUGUCGAAUCCUUCUCGGUGUCGGUAUGGGACUGAAGGAGGUCACAGUGCCGGUAUUCUCGGCGGAAAACGCCCCUGCCAACAUUCGUGGCGCGCUGGUAAUGUCAUGGCAGCUUUUUGUUGCUUUUGGUAUCAUGCUGGGAUUCAGUGCCAACCUUGCCGUUGCCGGCACUGGAGAUCUCGCUUGGAGACUCCAACUUGGUUCGGCCAUGAUUCCGGCUGUUCCCCUGGUGCUCGGCAUCUUUUUCACUCCUGAAUCCCCUAGAUGGCUGCUCAAGAAGGGGAGAUACGCCAAGGCUCAUCGUUCACUCCUGAGGCUUCGGGGACACCCGCUUCUGGCGGCUCGCGACCUUUACUACAUUCACUGUCAGCUUGAAGAGGAGCGGAACUUGAUUGCAUCCAAGGGAUUUGACAAGGGCAACUUCUUCACCAGAUGCUACGAACUCUUCAGUAUCCCACGUAACCGUCGUGCAACCCAAGCAUCUGGAAUCAUCAUGGCAGCUCAGCAAUUUUGCGGUAUCAACAUUAUGUCCUUCUACUCGUCAACGAUUUUUGAGGAGGCAGGUGCCAGCAGCAAAGUUGCCCUGAUAGCCUCUUGGGGAUUCGGCAUGGCAAUGUUCGUCUUUGCCAUCCCAGCAUUGUGGACCAUUGACACUUGGGGUCGGAGGUCACUCCUCCUUGCAACAUUUCCCAACAUGGCUUGGACACUGCUAGUUGCUGGCAUGGCCUUCUACAUUCCCAAAUCCAGUCCAGCGCACUUGGGUGUAAUUGCUGCAUUCACAUACAUCUUCGCCGCCUUCUAUGGUCCUGGAGAGGGACCAUGUGCAUUUGUCUACUCGGCAGAAGUUUUCCCUCUCUCGCACCGCGAAGUCGGAAUGUCCUGGGCCGUGGCCACCAACAACUUCUGGGCUGUCAUUGUGGCUCUCACCUGGCCAUCUAUGCUCAAGGCCCUGAAACCGCAAGCUUCAUUCGCGUUUUUCGCUGUUGCAAACAUCAUCUGCUUCAUUGCGAUCUUUCUAUUCAUGCCAGAGACCAAGCAGCGGUCACUGGAAGAGUUGGAUGACGUCUUUUCCGUCACGACUCGGCGACAUGCGUCGUACCAGUUGAAGGAGGUCCUGCCUUGGUGGUUUAGAAGAUAUCUCUUGGGACAGAAGAACGUCACCGAGCCACAGCUGUACCAUUUCGAAAUGGAGGAGAGUGUCGAAGCUGGCUCGAGACGCUAA